AUGGUUUUCAUCAAAAAACGUUUAGUUCAUGUUGGGAGAAUAAUUCUAUUUGCCCACGAUUAUUUUUACAAAUCAUCAUCUGACCAACUGGCUUUGACCACUUUCAACAGACUCAUACCAUCAAAUUCGUCCCGUAGUCUACAAAAUGGAACACAUCUGUGGUCAUUACGUCUUGCUGAUGAGAAUUAUUUUCGCAUAGCAAAUUUGUUACCGUGUCAGACUGUUGAAUAUGCUCGAGGAUCGCAAAGAUAUCAAAUGAGUAUAUGCAUCAAUUUCUCUACAAAUGAUUUUACCAUAACAAAUACAUUACAAGCACAGAAAUGGUUAUUCGAUCAUCGACAUCCAAGAAAUUGUUCGAGCAAACGAUUUGCUAUUAUUCGCAAAUUCGUAUGGUCAGGUUUUGGAUCAACAAUUCAUCAGAUUGCAUGGGCAUUUGGUAAAACAUUGGCCGAUGAUCGAAUCGGUGUCUAUGAAACUCCAGGUGAUUGGCUUUAUGGAAACUGUAAUUCUACCAGUCCAGAUUGUUAUUUCUUGCCAAUAGCAAACUGUUCAGUUCCGACUGUUGACCAGACGUUACUAGCAAAUGGAUUUUCACCUCGAUCGAUUGUUAAACAUGGAGAACGACGAUGA
Molecule: messenger RNA, 630 nt
Organism: Adineta ricciae
Lineage: Eukaryota; Metazoa; Rotifera; Eurotatoria; Adinetida; Adinetidae
Source: the annotation of a GenBank genome assembly